GUAGCAUUAAGAUGAAGAAACUGCUGGUAGUAAUCGCCCUGAUUGGAUGUGUCCUUUCUAAGCGCUUACCAAGACGUCGAGAAGUUCCGACUGUUAGAGAAGUAGAAAGUCGCAUCGUUGGUGGAGUACCAGUCGAUAUAAGAAGUUUUCCUUGGCAGGUAUCAAUUCAAUGGAGAGAUCGUCAUUUUUGUGGUGGCUCCAUCAUCGAUAGAAGCUGGAUACUGACUGCAGGACAUUGUAUGUACGACUUUAAAAAUGUCCAACUAGGCGACAACCUUAAAAUUCAUUCUGGAAACAACAAUUGGCAAUUAGGAACCGCUACUGUUGUAGCGAAAUCUAUUGUUCAUCCAAAUUUUAACAAUGUGACAUAUGAUAGUGACGCGGCCCUUCUUCAACUGAGAACUCCAAUUACUUUCACAAAUGGCACUCAAAAAAUAUCAUUGGUCGAAGAAGGCCAAGAUCCUGCACCUUAUUCACCUGCAAUCGUUACUGGCUGGGGUGACACAAGGGAAGGAGCUAAUAAUGGUUCGCAGAUUUUACGUGGAGCUUUAGUUCCAAUCAUAUACAGAAAUGAUUGCAGAAUAAUGAACUCUGGAUUGUACUCUUCGGUUAAUACCAAUAUGAUUUGUGCUGGAUAUGCUGAUGGAGGAGUCGAUUCCUGCCAAGGUGACAGUGGUGGUCCAUUAAUUGACACAAAUACUAGGCAAAUAGGAAUUGUUUCAUGGGGAUUAGGAUGUGCAAGGGAACACGCCCCUGGUCUAUAUGCAAGAGUUGGCGCACCGACCAUCAGAAGUUUUAUAAGACAACAGACUGGCGUAUUAGAAAAUGACCAACUGCGCGAGAACCUUAAAAUUCAUUAUGGAACAAACAACUGGCAAUUAGGCGGCAGUGUGAAUAUUGUAGCAAAAUUUAUUGCUCAUCCAAAUUUCAGCAAUGAGACAGCUAUUAACGACGUCGCCCUUCUUAAGCUGGAGACACCAAUUACCUUCACAAAUGGCAUUCAGAAAAUUUCGUUAGCCGAAGAAGGCCAAGAUCCUGUGCCUUAUUUACCUGCGAUUGUUACAGGCUGGGGCUUUACAGUGGAAAAUGCUGAUGAAGUUUCGCUCAUUUUACUUGGAGCUGUAAUUCCAAUUGUAAAUCGAAAUGAAUGCAAAAAAAUGCCGUUUGAAUCGUACUCUAUGGUUAAUUCAAACAUGAUCUGUGCUGGGUAUAUUGAUGGAGGAGUCAAUUCGUGCCAAGGUGAUAGUGGUGGUCCAUUAAUUAACAUGAAAAAUAAACAAAUAGGAAUUGUUUCAUGGGCACAUGGAUGUGCAAGGAAACUUGCUCCUAGUGUAUUUACCAGGAUUGGCGCACCUUCAAUCAGAGGAUUUAUAAGAGAUGUGGCUGGCGUGUAA
Molecule: messenger RNA, 1394 nt
Organism: Ctenocephalides felis (cat flea)
Lineage: Eukaryota; Metazoa; Arthropoda; Insecta; Siphonaptera; Pulicidae
Product: trypsin-7-like
Exons: 8
Coding region: 12-1394 (460 amino acids)
Biological process (GO): proteolysis
Molecular function (GO): serine-type endopeptidase activity
Source: RefSeq, a predicted model, not a curated record